UGUUUUUGUUAUGUUAUCACUAAUUGAUAAAUUCACUAUUCAUUUCAGCUUUAUUUGUUAUGAAGAUUUCCUCUGUUUUUCGUGUUUAAUUAAAACUAUUUUUCAUUGGCUUACAAAUUGGUAUUUGCGCWUUUUAACAUACCAAAGUUAAAGCGAAGGGAGCUCACGUUUUUCAUACUUACAUAGUCAAGUUACAAAGACAGGUGAACGUAAUUUUGAAUAUCUGUCGCUAUACCACAGCAAAGUAAUAAAAAAACAACAUGGGAUUCUGACCAUAGGACUUCCAUUUAACUAAUGAGAUAAGCCUGGMUUAUAUAAGCCCCUCCUUAAUUAACUCUUUAAUCCACCUGCACACGCCAACCAAACACAGUUUCCUGGGCGAACUAAAGCGAUUUUUGAUUAAUAAAAUGAACUGCGAGUGUUCAGGUGUAGGAAGUUGUUGCAAGAAUAACCUCGAUCUCAAGUAGUCAUUAGUUGAAGUGAAAGUAAUUGAAGAAACUCGAUGCAUUGUGGGUUAUAUUGGUUGUCUGACAAAGAUUCAAAUACCGGUAACAUUAUUUACAUUGAGGAAAUYAUUAAAGCUAUCGACCAUGGUAAAUAACACAACCAAGCCGUUAAUCAACUACAGUCGACGAGACUUGUUUGAUGGUGAAAUUACUAUCGGUUUAACAAUUCUUGGUGUCAUUAUAUGCAUCUUUGAURUCCUUGGCAACUCCAUUGUCAUUCACAUUGURCGCACGCGCGCGCACAUGCGUACUACGACAAAUUURUUGAUUGCAAAUCUGGCAGCCGCUGACCUGUUGAUGGUGCUCGUGGUCGCAUACCUAACCAAGCACUAUUUUGUAGGAUUUGAUUGGUUCAAAGGUCUGUUUGGUCAUGUGACGUGUAAACUAGUGUUAUCAUUACAGCCAUUGAGUGUSGUAACGUCAGUUCUUAGUCUCACUGCUAUUACUYUAGACCGAUUUUUCGCCAUUAUGUUCCCUCUAAAGACAUUYAUUACAAUCAAAAUAGCCAAGCGACUAAUGGCCGUCAUUUGGAUCCUGUCAGUAGCCUUUUCGAUCCCAAUAGCUGUAGUCUCGAAGUCGUAUCCUCUUGGCACCAGCCACAUUUGUUUUGASAACUGGAAAUUUUAUGGACUUCAUUACCGUUAUUACGUCAUCUCCUUCUUUGUKAUUGGAUACAUUUUCCCUUUCGUUGUUAUGGUAACACUGUAUACAUUAAUGGGCAUAAAGUUAUUGUAUGGCAAAGUACCUGGAGUCCAGACCCCUGAAACAAUAGGCCGGAUCAAGACUGGCCGACGAAAAGCCACUAAAAUGCUGAUAACUGUCGUGAUUGCCUUUGCAUUGUGCUGGCUUCCACUUCAGUUAGCUGAGAUCUUGCAUGUMUUCGCACCAGAAACUUACAAAUCAAUCCCUUUCAAGUUGAAUCUACUUUUACCAUAUUUUGGAAUCGUGAACUCGGUCAUCAAUCCAUUCAUUUACGUUAUCUUUUGUGAAAAGUUUCGUUUUGAGUUUUCAAGAAUUCUGUGUCGUUGUCCAAAAGUUGCUGACAUGGAUAGAAGUUGGUCGUCGAAAAGUUUUAAUCGUUGUACAACAAAAGCCAAAUCUGGAUCUUCUGUUGAGUUAGUUACGAGACGAUCGAUCACUACAUUUGUUUGACGACGUUUAGUUUGAGGAUUGAAAGAAAUGAGUCGAAACGAGGGAGACUAAGUAAAGGAUAGAGGAACAUGACUAUGAGUAAAUCAUGAAGACACUAUUUUUAUUAUUUUUGGAGAGGAAUAUAUAGGUUAGUUACUAAAGCCAAAACAUCUCAUACAUUCAAGAACGACAUGAUCACUAACAAAGAACGCGUCAAAUCACGCAUAUUAAUUAAACUGCUUUUUAAAGGCCCAGUUUGCACCAUUAUGCUUUGCGAGCCUCUGUUAUUGUUAUGACUUACACCAAAAUAAUU
Molecule: messenger RNA, 1950 nt
Organism: Exaiptasia diaphana
Lineage: Eukaryota; Metazoa; Cnidaria; Anthozoa; Actiniaria; Aiptasiidae
Product: octopamine receptor 1-like
Exons: 2
Coding region: 591-1658 (355 amino acids)
Biological process (GO): G protein-coupled receptor signaling pathway
Cellular component (GO): membrane
Molecular function (GO): G protein-coupled receptor activity
Source: RefSeq, a predicted model, not a curated record